GCCCAUGCUGAAAGACUGCUGAGACUCUUUGCUCUGUAGUGAUGAGACCAAGAUAAAUGUUUUUGGAACUGAUGGCUUCAAAACUGUAUGGCGUCGCAAAGGUGAGGGGUACAAAGAAAUAUGUAUGGUGCCUUCAGAGAAACGUGGUGGUGGCAGUGUCCUUCUGUGGGGCUGCAUGAGUGUUGCUGGUGUUUGGGAGAUGCAUUUCAUUGAUGGUAUCAUGAAUUCACAGAUCUACUGCUCUAUAUUGAAAGAGAAGUUUUCCAACAUGACAAUGAUCCAAAACACACAUCUGUCACUGUUGCUU
Messenger RNA from Staurois parvus, 307 nucleotides. The record is from the annotation of a GenBank genome assembly. Lineage: Eukaryota; Metazoa; Chordata; Amphibia; Anura; Ranidae.